Molecule: messenger RNA, 2360 nt
Organism: Lecanosticta acicola
Lineage: Eukaryota; Fungi; Ascomycota; Dothideomycetes; Mycosphaerellales; Mycosphaerellaceae
Source: the annotation of a GenBank genome assembly
AUGCAGGACAAGUGCGAAUCAACUACGUUGCCGACAACACUGGGUGCUUUUGACCUUUGCACGAGAGGCUGGGCAUAUCAGCAGCAAGUGUCCGAGAUCUUGCUCGACAGCUCAUACACCGAAGCCAAAAGCCAAGUCCAUGAAUAUCGGUCCAACUAUCGAUUCCUACACGGUAAACGUUGAAUGCCUUGGCGGACUUCAUGUCUUGGAAGCACUAUCGGUCUAGGCCGCACUGGGCCGUUACCAUGCACCCAUGAUCAUGUUCACAGGCUUCACAGCUCCUGUGUAUGCUUGCUUUACCGCCGGGUGAGGAAGUAUAUCUAUCCGAGGGGCCAGUAGCACAGUUUCCAUUAUGAAUUUAGGUCUUCCUUCAAGUAGUUGACAGACGUCUUUCAGGCCUUCGUCCCUGGUCCCUAGUUCCUGGCUCUGGCCGGGAGUCUUCUGUUCGCUAACAAGAUGCCUCAAUCAGCAGCGAUGCUCAAGCUAUUUGCUGCAUGGCAGAUAAAGAAUCAGAAGUAAGAACAAUCCCGACUUUGCUGCCCUGACUGAGACUAACAUGGACUUCGUUCUAGUACUGCCAAAUAUUUCGCAGCUGCAAUUGCUUGCCUGAUAGCCCACUUCGUUAUCGUCCACUGGGUACGAAUUGCAUUCAACAGGAUAUGCUCCCGACCGAGCGCUUUCAGGAAAGCGGUCAUCUCAAUUACUCGUCCCAUUCAACGAGCUUUCAGUAUCAAGACGAUCGCAGGCUUCUCCUUCCGCCCUGGAACAACGAUUCUCGUUCUUGUCUAUCUAGGGAUCAAUGCUGGCUUGACAUUCUACGAUCGACCUGACAAGGCUCCGAUGCUGACAAUCUUGGCGAAGAGACUGGGCUGGUGAGUAUGUCAUGCAUUGAAAUUCAAAUACUAUUCUAAACUUGGCUAGGAUGGCACUGUGCAACUUGUGUCUGGUUGUCUUCCUUGGCUUGAAGAACACACCCUUAUCACCACUUGCUGGACACAGUUUCGAUUCGAUCAACGUGCUCCAUCGAUGUGUUGGCUAUACCACAGUUCUGUACCUGGUGCUCCACGCCGCGUAUGUCUUUACUCGUUGGGUUUGCCGUUCAACGCUGACUCGGUGACAGCAUCUACAUGGCAGGCUUAGCCGCUCAUGACGCUUUGACAGAGGUGAUGCUCGAAUCUGAACAGAUUGCUGGUGCCAUAGCUGGAGUAGCUAUGAUCCUCAUCUUCUUCACUGCAAUCGGCGUUGUCCGAAGACGGCAGUACGAGGUCUUCUACAUUGUGCACAUUGUAAUGGUUGCGGUCAUAUUGAUAUCAGGUAUUUGCAUCGCGGAUUCUUCUUGACGCCUGCUGACAUCUUACAGUCGGCCUCCACCGACCCGAACUCAGCCUCAAAGCGCUCAUCAUCACACUCGUUGCUGCUGGCCUAUGGUUUCUUGACAAGUCGUUCCGCAUUACCCGCUGGGCAUAUUUCUUUAUCGGAAACCACUGCGUCCUGGAGCCCUUGCCCAACCAGGCAACAAGAGUGACGUUCCACAGACACAUGAGAGGAGCACCGGGCUCAAGUGCUUUCCUCUGGAUUCCAGGUGUACGCUUAUUGGAGAAACACCCCUUCACCUUGGUCUCGACCGAGCCUGCUACCUUCAUUGUCAAAGCCAAGGACGGUUUCACUAGAGCCCUGCACGAUGCGGCAUGCAAGCGUCCUGGAGGCAGGUUUCGUGCCUCUGUGGAAGGCCCAUAUGGCCAGGCUCCUGAUCCUCACAAUUACGACAAGAUUGUUCUCUUCGCCGGUGGUAGCGGUAUCACCUAUACACUGGGCGUUGCGCUAGGGUGGGCAGGCAUACGGCGCACACCACGAGAUUUCAGCUCGCUUGAGUUUAUCUGGACUGUGAAACAUCGGGGUAAGACACAGGCUACCCACUCAUUCACCUCAGCUAAGCUGACCAAUCCAAAGCAACCCUCUCCUGGUUCGAAUCCGAACUGGCCCAACUGCGCUCCAACCCACGCAUCAACGUCAGCAUCCACAUAACAAGCGAAACGUUUACCCACGGCUAUGCCGACACCGUCUCCCCAUACGGUCCCUACCUCUCAGACUGCGAGAGCGCAAAAACCGCCAGUAAAGAAGCACAUCCAGUACUCUCAACUAGAAGCUCCAACUCAGCACUCAGCGAGGUCGAGAUCGGACGACCGAACGUCGAGGCCAUAGUGGCCAGAUCCAUAGCUGGCCUCACGACUGCCGACCGUGUCUGUGUCGCUGCCUGUGGGCCCGUCGGUUUGUUGAACAAUGUGCGGAGAACGGUAAAGGAGUGCUUGGUGAGCGAUGCGCCGAGUAUUACGACGUUCGCGGAGUCGUAUAGCUUUUAG